CCAAGCCCACUCCUCAUGGGGCUGUGGGCCGGCAGAGCUGGCGGAGCUGGGAGAGGUGACAACCCACAGGGCAUCCGCACAGCAGUGCGUCAGCAUCGCCGCGAGCUUCAAAACGCGGCGCCUGAGAGGCUGGGGAGGAAGUGGGCUCCAGUCCCAGCACCAUGGCGGAGCCGCUGCAGCCCUGCGAUGUCCCCACGGCACGGCAGGGCCUGCGUGACAACCACAGCAACCUGCAGCGUGUGGCUGAGUACUGCGAGAGCAACUACCUGCAGGCGAGCGACAAGCGGAAGGCUUUGGAGGAGACGAUGGCGUUCAGCACGCAGUCCUUGGCCAGCGUGGCCUACCAGGUCAGCAGGCUGGCCACCACCUUCCUGCAGCUGCUGGACCUGCAGGCAGCCGAGCUGCAAAAGCUGGAGGCCAACGUCAGCUGUGUAGCCCAGAGUGUUGACAUGCACAAGGAGAAAGUGUCUCGCCGGGAGAUUGGCUCUCUGACUGUCAGCAAGAGGUUCCCAUCCCACCAGAAGAUCACAUCCCCCCCCAACCCACCGUCCCUGGAGCCCUACUACAGGAAACCCCUCAACUUCAGCAUCCUGGAUGACGUUGGCCAUGGCAUAAAGGACCACAGCACCCAGCUGUCCCGCACAGGCACACUGUCUCGGAAAGGGAUCAAGAGUCAACAGUCUGCAGGCACCAUGGGGAGGAGCACUCGUGUCCCUGAGCCCAUCCAGCCUCCUGUGAUUCCUGAGGGAAAGCUCUCUGCAGCUUCAUCAGCCUCCUCACUGACAUCAGUCAGCUCGAGUGGAGGAGCCCCUGGGGAAGGCAUCCCAGCACCACCCCCACCUCCACCCCUACCGGGUCCACCACCCACCCCGGCUGCAGCCACCAUCCCACCACCCCCACCACCCCCACCUCUCCCUGGGGAUCUGCUCCCACCACCACCAGGGGACCUGGCUGUGCCCCCACCGGACUUCAGCCUUCCAGUCUCCGAUGACCUCGAGCCACCACUGCCACCACCACCAGUGUUGCCCAACUUUGAGGAUUUCACCCCACCACCACCACCACCAGCUGCAGAGGAGCCCCUCUGUGCCCCACAGAGCUACCUGGACAAAGUGCUGACCCUCUACCCGUACACACGGCAGAAGGACAACGAGCUCUCCUUCGAGCCUGGGGCCCUCAUCUACGUCACACGGAGGUACUCUGAUGGAUGGUGUGAAGGCAUCCUGGGCGAGGAGGCAGGUUUCUUCCCUGGCAAUUACGUGGAGCCCUUCUGAGCACCAGGAGCUCCCCGACCCCUCAUUGCCCACCCAGCUCAGCCGUGUGCAGGAGGCGAGGGCUCCACUUUGCCUUUGGCUUUUGGCUUUGCACAGCUCAGCCCUUUUGCUGCAGCCACGCCACGGCCCCAUGCCACAUGCUGCUGCCUGCGCCCCACACAUCCCCCUGCCUGCUCCUCACACCUCUGCCACCCUUUAUCUUUUUUUUUAAUGACACCAGCAAUCGCUGUUUCGGAGAUGCUGUGAAGGUUUAGCACUGAGGCAACUCCCCUGUCCCUCAAACUGCUGGAACUGGGAGAGCAGCAAGCUCUGAAAUCCCAUGGGCUGGCCCUGAUGCUGCUCCUGAACCCAUAGAACUGAUGGUAGAGCAGGACCAAAGCUCAGAAAUGACAAACAAGCAUGAGGAGGAGAGCAAUAACCACAGAGGAUCUGCUCCCUAUCUGCAGCUGCUUGAGAUGGGGAGAGAGGAGGCUGAGCCAGGUCUAAAUCCUGCACCAAAGGGGCUGCUGUAGGAUCAGGCCCAACCUGCAGAGCAUUGCUUAUAAUCCAACCCCACUCUGCUGCUCCCCUGGUCAGUUCCCAAGGCUGCCUGCCUCCUCCUGCAGCCUGAGGAAGGGAAACACCAUGUGCGUGCACCUCAGAGCCAUUUCACACUCAGGUUUAUGUUCUGGAUACAAAGAACUUGUGUAUCUGUAAUAUAUAGAUAUAUAUCUAUAUACAUAUAUAUGUAUUUUUUUUUUAAUUCCAUGGCUUUAAGUUCCACACAGUUGAACAGUGUCCAGACGAGGAAGAACGAAGAAAAGGGGGAAAAAAUGAAAUAAAGGAGGAUCAUCUCAGGGCUA
Messenger RNA from Tympanuchus pallidicinctus (lesser prairie-chicken), 2113 nucleotides. It is a transcript of the gene ABI3, whose product is annotated as ABI family member 3. Gene Ontology annotation, biological process: regulation of cell migration. The transcript is spliced from 8 exons. The coding region runs from base 162 to 1271 and encodes 369 amino acids. Gene Ontology annotation, molecular function: SH3 domain binding. NCBI's taxonomy places the organism in Eukaryota, Metazoa, Chordata, Aves, Galliformes, Phasianidae. Gene Ontology annotation, cellular component: lamellipodium. The record is from RefSeq and is a predicted model, not a curated record.